AUGGCUCUAAGCUUUCAGGAGGCUGAGGGCUGCGCAUUGAUCUGGAAAUUCAUCGAUGGCGUCCAGCAAACCUACCAAAGCGUCAUGGGCGCUCCGGACGACGGACUAUCUGAUGACUUGGCCAUUGAUAUGCCCGCCUCCAUCCAGCUACCGCCGGCCGACAUACGGACUUUGCAUGAACUAGAAAUGACCAUCCGAAACCUGUCCCAAUCGCCCGCCGGCCGCGAUGCCCUGGCCAAGACAAUCAUGAACGAAGACUACAUCAGCAAGUUGAUCCCGCUAGUAGACAUUGCCGAAGACCUCGAGAGCCUGCAAGAUCUUCAUCGGCUAUGCAACAUAAUGAAGACGAUCCUCUUGCUCAACGACACCGCCAUAAUUGAACAUGCUGUGUCCGAUGAGUGCGUCUACGGGGUUGUCGGGGCGCUGGAAUAUGACCCGGAUUUUCCGAGUCACAAGGCAAACCAUCGGCAAUGGCUGAAAAACCAGGGGCGGUACAAGGAGGUUGUCCGGAUCCAGGAUGAUCAGGUCCGCCGCAAGAUUCACCAGACGUACCGAUUGCAAUAUCUCAAAGACGUGGUGCUGGCGCGCAUCCUUGAUGACCCCACAUUCUCUGUCCUCAAUUCGCUCAUCUUCUUCAACCAGGUGGAUAUUGUGCAACACCUGCAUAACACGCCGGGUUUCCUGAAGGACCUUUUUGCCAUCUUUCAUGACCCGAACGAGCAGCCGUUGCGGAAGAAGGAGGCCGUCCUCUUCAUUCAGCAAUGCUGUGCCAUCGCAAAGAACCUUCAGCCACCAGCUCGCCAGGCUUUAUACACACACUUCCUCAGCCAGGGCCUUCUCCCUGUCAUCAAUUUUGGCCUGCGGCAUCUCGAUGUCUCUGUUCGGGUUGGCGCAACCGACAUUUUGGUAUCCAUGAUCGACCACGAUCCAUCCCUAGUUCGGUUGACAAUUUACGAGCAAAUCCAGCGGCACUCAUUGCCGCUCACCGACACUCUGAUUGAUCUUCUCCUUGUCGAGGUUGACUUGGGCAUCAAAUCUCAGAUAUCAGACGCCCUCAAAGUCCUUCUCGACCCGACACCACCUGGGGCCCCGCCGCAGGAAGCGCGAGAGUUCAUGGUUGGCCAGGCCAGGCUGAGGGCUCAGCAGGGGAUUGAACCGCAGCAAGACUUGUUUCUAACGCAUUUCUACGAGCAUUCGGCCAGGAGACUCUUCAAGCCCCUUCUCGAUCUUGAGAAACGCACCGAAAUGAAGUUCAGCCCUCUAGAAGAUGGCAUAUUCAGUUAUCUGAACGACAUUCUCUGCUUCUAUAUCCGCCAGCAUCAGCAUCGCAGCAAAUUCUUUGUCUUGACGAACAACCUAGCGCAGCGUUUUGUCCAGUUGUUGGCCUGCAAGGAGAAGCAUCUACAGCUCGUCGCAAUCCGCUUUUUCCGCCAACUCGUAGUCCUGCAAGACGAGUUUUACUACAAGCACAUGGCCGACCAGAAGGUUCUCGGCCCCAUUCUCGACGUAUUACUGCGUACCAUGCCGCGGGAUAAUCUUCUUUGCUCCGCCUGCCUUGAGCUUUUCAUGCUCAUAAAUAAGGAAAAUGUCAAGGAGCUGAUCAAGCAUAUGGUGGAGAACUACCGCGAGAAGAUCAUGGCCCUCUCGUAUAUGGACACCUUCAACGAGAUACUCAACCGUUACGACCAAACGCAAGGCUUCACCGCCUCUGUGGACCCUUACUUUGAGAGUGAGGACGAGCUCGGCAGGAGACCGAUGCAUGGCAACGCGGUUGGGUUGAGGGGCGAACAACUUGCGAUCGACCAGGCUCAGGAGGAGUACUUGAACACCUCUGACGACGAUGAGGACGAGAAUAUUGCUACGGCUAAUCGCGGAAUGGGCGUUUUGAAUCACAGCCUGGCAACCAACGGCGGCAGUGCGGCGUCUAAACCACUUGUUGAGUACAACUCGGAUGAUGACGAAGAACUAGAUGAAGAGGCAAGCAAUGGCCUCGUGGAAGCGGACACGGUCAUGACACCUGCAGACACCGCUUCGCGGUUAAGUAACGGUGAUAGCGAAUCCGAUUCCGCUAAGGAGAACAAAGCUCCCUCAACUCCAACCACAAUCACCUCCGCGGCGGCGGCAGCGGCCGCAGCCGCCGCCGCCGCCGCUACCGUUACACCACCCGAACGGCUAGCCGAGAAGCGACGCAGGGAGGAAGACGAGGACGACGACGCGCUCAACAAGCUAACACAGCACAAGCGUAGGAACAGCUCGGGCAGUGUGGGCAGUGUUGGGAGCAAUAAGUCGACCAGCAGCAGUAAUGCCAAUACCGGCAGCAGUCCUAGGAAGUUGAAGCUGGCCGGCUAUACUGCGGACGAGACUCGCGCAAGGGGCGGGGGCCGUAGCAGCAGGACGGCAAGUCCGAACGGUACUAAUAAUACCGCGCUCGGACAAGGUCAGCGACACGGACACCCGAAAAAGAUUGCCAUUAGCAUCGCGCCUUCGGUCAAGACUGCUGCCACGACCGGCGGAAAGGGCAGCCAGCUGGGUGGCCAGACGCAGGGGCAGACAACACAAGCCAAGGCGCAGACGCAGGCGCAGACGCAAGCUGAUGGUGGAGGCGGGGGUGGAGGAGGUGGAGGAGGGGAGCAGUAA
Molecule: messenger RNA, 2637 nt
Organism: Canariomyces notabilis
Lineage: Eukaryota; Fungi; Ascomycota; Sordariomycetes; Sordariales; Chaetomiaceae
Product: DUF625-domain-containing protein
Exons: 3
Coding region: 1-2637 (878 amino acids)
Biological process (GO): DNA damage response; protein dephosphorylation
Cellular component (GO): protein phosphatase 4 complex; nucleoplasm
Molecular function (GO): protein phosphatase activator activity
Source: RefSeq, a predicted model, not a curated record